Messenger RNA from Macrosiphum euphorbiae (potato aphid), 474 nucleotides. The record is from the annotation of a GenBank genome assembly. NCBI's taxonomy places the organism in Eukaryota, Metazoa, Arthropoda, Insecta, Hemiptera, Aphididae.
AUGAAUACCAAUACAAGAAAUAUUCAGAGGAGAAAUAGUAUUUCAAUAAGAAAAAAGAAAACUGAAGUAGGAUCAAAAUUGUUUGUCAGGAAGAAAAAUCAAACUAAAACUGAAAUAGAACUAGCGGACAGAGAUGACGUCAUUACUGAAAAAUGGCGAAAGAAGUUUAAAAUAAUGGAUGAAAUAAAUAGAAAAAUAGCUACAAAUAUUAAAAUUUUGACUGCUAACAAACUAGCCUAUGAAGAUUUUAAUAUAAAAUAUUUACAACUUAAAUCCAAAGUUCUUGACACAGAAGAGAAAUUAUUAAGGAAUGGCAUAGAUACAUCAGAAUAUCCAGCAUUUUCUAAUGAAGAAGUAGAUUGGAGUUCAGAGUUUGGAACUGUUAGAAGCUCUAAAUUUGAACGAUUAUUACUUUUGGAAAUGAAUGCAGAAAAUACAACUCCUGUAACUACAAUUACACAACACGAAUAUUAG